Messenger RNA from Osmia bicornis bicornis, 9282 nucleotides. It is a transcript of the gene Dlg5, whose product is annotated as disks large homolog 5-like. Bases 964 to 6636 code for a protein of 1890 amino acids. Lineage: Eukaryota; Metazoa; Arthropoda; Insecta; Hymenoptera; Megachilidae. The record is from RefSeq and is a predicted model, not a curated record. Gene Ontology annotation, molecular function: protein binding. The transcript is spliced from 12 exons.
GAUCAAUUAUCGUUAAUAUCGGGACAUUAGCCGCUUCGGGAUGAACGGUGCGCAGUUCGCGACGAUUCGUACGAGCGAAAUCAGUGAAAAUUGUGGCGAUUUUAGUGUUGUCUAGCGAGUUUAAUGGAUUAUUUAAAGAGGUGCGCGAUCGAGAUCACCGCUGAAAGGCUUGUUGGCUCUUUUUUUUUUUUCUACAGUGAUAAGAAGUUUUCAGUUUGUUAGAAACGAGCCCGACGGCGAUCUUUACUCGUUUCUGGUUGUUCUUAAAGGAGGAUCAAUAACAUCGCGAUUGACAGGGAUAAAAGGAACGGAUGCGACGCGGUUUUCGAGAUUGAGACACAUCAGCAAAACCUAGAUUAAUUUAUUACGUCCAUUCAGAAAACAUACGUCCACCCGUUGUUUCUCCCGUAUCAGUAACCGCGCGGAAAAAAGUGAUGCAUGAAAAGUCUCGAUAUUACAAGGCACGUGUUUGUAUUGGAGUAAGAGCUACUUUGUGUGUAUGUGUGCCAGGUGCACUGUUGCAUCCCUCUGAUGAGCGCCAUGCACCGUUUAAACCAUAGCCGUAAUGUCAUCCCGAAGGCUACUUCUUAGUAAUUCACAAAGGGUUCACUCUUCCGUAAAGUACAGCGCAUGGAUACUUUCCAGGCAAUACCUAGCACGUACCUUGCUAGAGAAAUAUUUGUGGUAGAUCCUCGGUGAAUCAAGAGCAUGGCUUCUGGCGCGUCUUCCUUGGAUAGUGCUGGAAGUAGUGAUGGAGCACUCAACAUGGUUGUGAAAGCACAUUAUUUAUAUUCGCAAUAUUUGCAUUAUGUUCAUUAUUUUGCAAUUUGCGUUGUUGGAUAAAACUUAUGUGUGCGGCAUGCAGAAAGAGAUAGUGGAAGCUAUGGCAGUGUUGGAAGUCCUGUCGGUGGUCCUGAAUGUUGUAGUGAUUAUGACGGUUUGCAAGCUCAGUGUGAUCAAGCCAUGCAUCAGCUUCAACUGCUUAGACAUAAACACUCUGAUACUAUAAGACGGUGUGAACAUACUAUGAAGGAAUUGGAAUACUAUCGAGGACAACAUAUAGCAGUCAUGAAUCAGUUGGAGGCAACGUCACAGGAAAGUUCCGCGUUGCGGGGCAAAUAUGGAGAUCUAGUGAAUGAUAAGCAACGUCUUGACCGGGAGGUCCAGGCGUUGCAAAAGGAAGUGUCAGAUUUAAGAUGUCAGAAUCAAGAAGUUCUUGUUUCCGAUGCUAGUAAUAGUGACACAAUGAAUCAGCACUACUUAUCUGCGCUUCGAAAAUAUGAAGCCGUUAAAGACGAAUAUGAUGCUCUUAGGAAACGGUACGAUGAUUUAAUAUCGUCGCAUUCGUCGGCCGUUAAUAAGUUGGAACUAUCACAAGAAGAAGCUGUCAGAUUAAAGAAACAGUAUGAAGAGAUUGUUCAGGAACGUAACAGUGCAGUACGUGAGCGAAAUGGCUUGAAACAACAAUGUACUGCUGCAAUUAGGCAAUGGGAUAUAGCAUUGAGGGAAAGGAACGAAUAUCGUGAAGCCUUAGCUAAAGUACAACAACAGCAUGAAGAAGCUGUUAAAGAAAUUAACCAUGCGAUGGUGCUACGCAUGAAGGCUAGUAAGGAUAUGAAACGAUUGACAGAGGAAAGAAAUGCUGCAUUACAAGAGUACAGUUUAAUUAUGGGUGAACGUGAUACAGUACAUAAGGAAAUGGAAAAACUUGGUGACGAUCUCACGCAAGCAUACACAAAAAUCACACAUUUAGAAAAUCAGAAUAAACAACUUAUAGAAGAGAAAAAAGCUUUAUCUUAUCAAAUCGAAACGCUGCGAAGAGAAAUUUCAUCCGCUCUGCAAGAUCGCGAUGAAGCGUUAAAACAAUGUAACGAGUUACGUCAGAAGUUCGGUGAUUAUUCUGAAGGUUCGAAAAGAGAUUAUAAAAAUCACAUGGAAUUACACUCGUAUAACCGCGAACGUGAUAACUCGAACAAAGAAGCCGAAAGGGAGAAUAACACGGUUGAUUACACGAAACGUGACAAAGAACGUAUGGAUAAUUUGGAUCAGGCAAACUUGGAAUUGGACAAACUGAGAAAGUCGGUAGAUAAAUUACAAGCGGAACUCGAGGAAGCCCUCCAGGAAGCAGAGGUAUCGAAACGAAGAAGAGAUUGGGCUUUCAGUGAAAGAGAUAAAAUAGUUUUAGAGAGAGAAAGUAUUAGAACUCUGUGCGAUAGAUUAAGGAAGGAACGUGAUCGUGCGGUAUCGGAAUUAGCCGGUGCUUUACGCGAUUCUGAUGAUAUUAAAAAGCAACGAAACGAAGCUUCAAAGGAAUUGAAGGAUCUCAAGGAGAAAAUAGAAUCCGGUGAUCAUGCGCUAAGGGCGAGUCAAUUUUCCCAAGGUUUAACGCAUGCUCACGAUUCGACGAUCGAUACCGAUGUUAGCGAUUGGGAAAUUCUUACUAUUCACUUGGAUCUUAGUAGACUUUGCUUGGAUUCGGAUCGCGAUUUAGGGUUAACAUUGGUUGGAGGACGCGACAAUCCGUAUUAUCCGAACGAUACUGGAAUUUAUGUUGCUCAAAUAACGUCAGGAAGUGCCGUCGAUGGUAAACUUAGAGUGAAUGAUUGUAUUAUGCGAGUGAACAACGUGGAUUGCACAUCGGUGUCCACGCGUGUAAUAAUGGAAACUUUACGUACCUGUUCGGUGGGAUCAGCUACAUUAACGGUAAGAAGACGGCGUUUAACCAGACGAUCGUUAAGGACAACGCAAUUACCUGUUGGUUCUGUUCCUCAUGGGAUUUCUUUGGAACUCGGAGUGUAUAUUUCAAAAAUUUCUCCUGGUAGUCUAGCUGCUAAAGACGGCAAUCUUGCUGUAGGGGAUAGAGUUUUAAAUAUUAAUAGUAAAGCAAUGGAAGGUAUUAAUUCCAGUCACGAAGCAAUGACAAUUUUAAACGAUACUAGUACAGAUGUACUAACUAUUACAACCUUGAAAGGAAUACCAUUGCCUUCGGCGACCAGUUCUGAAACUAUGACCAUAGACGGUAGUUUCGGAACGGAGAAACAGAAAAUGGUAAACAGUUGUUCGCAAACGGAACAGGAAAGAAUGAUGUUAAAAACCGCGUCGGACGAUUACGACAGGCGAUACCUUGCAACGAAUUUCGGUGAUAGAAGUGUGUAUAAAGUUUCAAAGUCGGUUAGCAGUGAAAAGCCAAGCGGGAUUAGCAAUGCUUGGGACAACAUACGAGAGAAAAUUGAUAUCGUACGAGGACGUAAGCAUAGUAAGGACCGUGAGGAGAAGAAGAAGCGACAUCGUAACUCCAGUACAAACACCUUCGAGCAGGAACAGGAUGCGAUCGCGGAACUGGAUUCUGUAAUAGAGAGCUAUCACAAGAAAGCGAACAACGGUGUAUUGAAACGAAGUAAGCGACGCGGAACAGAGAAAGUUGAGAAAAAUGGAGGUACGUGGCCGAAAGCUAGAGGUGGGCCUCUGAUACAAAAUGGUACUGGUACGAUUUUGCAUCCACGUAAAACGAAAGAAAGGCUGCCCUUAAGUGUACUCCUUAAUCCUCCAAAGUAUGAAAGUUAUAACCGUAUAUCCAACCCGAUUCCCUUGACCAAUUUCCCGAAUGUUAACAAUCGGCAUACUGUGUAUAAGUCUGUUGAAAAACCAUUACCAAAUUUCAUUAAGGCUGGACCGUUAUUUAGUCAAAAAUCCUUUACUCCAGUGGUGCAGUUCAAAGAUAUACCGAUAGAUAAGAAACCGGCGGCGAGCGAAUUCGAGAACACGGAAAAUAGACUCAGUUCAACCCUGACACCGUCCGAAACGAGUAUCGACUUUUCCGUGAAGUCCGGUAACACGGGAAAGGAUGUAGAAUAUUUCUCGAAGAAGAGAGCCCAAAAGUAUACCCCUAGCAACGAGAGCCAAAUAGACACGUUGCAGCAUAACAGGGCCCAGUCGCAGCUCUAUUCAGGGGCCGGUUCCUCGACGUCGUCGACCAGCGGGCCAAGACAGCAAUUGACCGGUAACUUUUCAUUUCCCCCGUAUACGCAUUCGCAUCCACACCCCCAUCAACAGAAUUCUUUACCAUCGAGAUACCCUUCCCCACCGUCUUUGCCGUCCGCACAGUCCGGGGAGUCGAUAGGACUUCCCGAUGCACGAUCAUACUUCGAACCAUCGUAUAGCCCUGGCCCGCAAACAGGAUUCGGCCAUUUGCACACACCCUCAGUAGAUUUGCAUUAUCACAAAUCUCGCGGUCCACCGAUCGGCACUACGUACGACGUGCCACCGUACACGCAUGGCUACGAAGGUGGAACAUUUCCGAGAAAAAAAGAGAAUCAACGAUUUCGAAUACCGUCAAAUCCUAGUGUUACGUCGAAAAGCAGCGUGGGUAAAUUGUCGACCGGCAGUAUAGAGAGAACCUCGGAAAGAGGAAGCCCGAUGCCAACAUUCCACGUGGAAGUACUUAGCCCGGGUACCGGGGGCGGUGGCGGUACCGGAGGAACGGUCCGUGGAAGUAGCAGCAACAAACGGUCCAGCAUGCCUGACUAUUGUUACUCUCAGCCAAGGCCGGCACCUGGGGAACUUCGUAGAGUUCACAUAGACAAAUCGGUCGAGCCGUUAGGUAUUCAAAUUUCUUGCUUAGAGAGCGGUGGUGUAUUCGUCUCCACUGUUAGCGAGCACAGUCUAGCUUCCCAGGUCGGUCUACAGAUCGGCGAUCAGUUGCUCGAGGUCUGUGGCAUCAAUAUGAGGAGUGCUACUUAUCAGCUUGCUGCCAACGUGUUGCGUCAGUGCGGUAAUUCCAUAACGAUGCUGGUGCAGUAUAGUCCGGACAAAUACAACGAAUUAGAGGAAGGCUCCGCUUCCUCCAGUUCAUCGGAAGCCGGUGGUGCCGAAGGAGGUAGCCGUAGUGGGUCGCCUACACCGUGCAAUAGUCCCGAGGCUCCCAGAAAAACAACUAUAGAGCCAUUGGAAAGCUCGGAACCCGAGCGUGACGCCUCUAGUAGUUUAAGUACAACGCGCGACACUACCAACACCCUGACUAUCAUGCGUGAAACGUCGAAUACCUUGGAACCACCUCGCACCAUCCGAGAAAGAGACAUCAGAAAUUCAGCCUCCUUGGAAGUUAGAGGCACCCAAGAAAGGGAACGAGAGAUCAGAGCGUCAGCGUCGUUGGACAUCAACAUAAGGAAACCAGAGCUCCGUAAUUCGGCCACCUUGGAAAAUAUGCGUAAUUCCGUGACUCUUGACUCGUUACGUGGUACCGGGAACACACUGACGCGCGCGCAACUGAAUCAAGCAGCGACCACGUUGCAAAGACAAAACGCCACCGUGAGAAGUCCAACUCAGGAAGAUCAGAGUCGUAAAAGUCCACCGCCGAGCGAACCGAGAUACCUGUUUAUUGAAACUAGAAAAUGUUCUAAUCUGGGCAUUUCGUUGGUGGGUGGAAACGGUGUUGGAAUAUUCGUACACUCCGUGCAACCGGGUUGCCUCGCCGAAGAAGCCGGUCUACGUACCGGCGAUAGAAUUCUGGAAUACAAUGGCGUGGAUCUCAGGCAAGCAACCGCCGAGCAAGCGGCCCUGGAACUGGCUAGGCCGGCGGACAAAGUAACGCUGAUCGCUCAAUAUGUACCUGAAAGGUAUAACGAAGUAAAAGAUAAGCCUGGAGACAGUUUCUAUGUGAAAGCUAUGUUCGAUCGGGUAGGUGAAGUUGGGGACAGCCUACAGCUUAGGUUUAAUAAAGACGAUAUUUUGUACGUCGAUAAUACAAUGUUCAAUGGUACUCCGGGUCAUUGGAGAGCCUGGUUGGUUGAUCAGACCGGGAGACGACAGACGUGUGGUAUAAUUCCAAGUAAAUUCAAGGUUGAAGAAGAAUUGCUUUUACGACGGUCACUGGGUGAUUUGGAAACGGACACAACUAGAAGAGGUAGUACCAGUGCAAGAAGAAGUUUCUUCCGUCGAAAGAAACAUCAGCGUUCUUCUAGUAGGGACAGUAAAGAAUUGUCACAUCUCACGGGGGUGAAUUUGGGUUGGUACAGUGAUAGCGGGACAUUGAACGAGGAAACUUUACCAGCAAGUUAUCAACGUGUUGAAAGAUUAGAUUAUCCAGCUUUAAGACCAGUACUAAUUAUUGGACCUCUGAGCGAAUGUGUAGUAACAAAAUUAUUGCAAGAAUUCCCUGGACAGUUUACUAGGUGUCUUGCAGAAGCUAUGCAUUGUUCCCAGGCGACCCUCGAGCAAGGUUUACGUGACUCUCUUUAUGUAGACUACAGAAAAAAAGGAAGCUAUUUCGAGUGCACUACGGUACAAGCUGUCAAGGACAUUUGCGAGAAGAAUACUCAUUGUAUCUUGGAUGUAUCCAUCGCGUCGAUCGAGCGGCUUCAUCGGCACCAGAUCUAUCCUAUUGUUUUGUUGAUUAAAUUUAAGAGUACCAAGCAAAUAAAAGAAGUGAAAGAUUCGAGAUAUCCAAGUGAUAAAGUAAGUGCCAAGGCUGCCAAGGAAAUGUAUGAACAGGCAUUGAAAUUGGAAGCCGAGUAUAGGCAUUAUAUUUCUGCUGUAAUACCGGCGGGAGUAAAUGUUGCUUACAUAUGCACGCAAGUUAAAGCAGCAGUAGACGAAGAGCAAAGCAAAGCCCUGUGGGUUCCUAGAGGACUUCCCUGACGUUUAAGGGGGGGUCCCCACAAACCGCAGUGGAAAUCAAUCUAAAUUCCACCAGGGGGCCCUUACGCUGUACGAUUGUACAAAAUUGUUACAAAUUUGUUUAUUUAUGGUCUCUUAGUUGUCUCGAAAUUAGACAAAGAUUUCGAUUCUUCUUUUUAUGCUUUAUUACAAUGGUUGUUUCAAUCGUUUUCGCUCAUUUCGGUUGUGAUGCAAUUAUACAAAUAUUGCAGUCUUUCUUUCCUUUUUUUUUUUACAAUGGAUUUUAUCACUUUCAACUUGAUACAAAUUUUAUGUUUUAUUUUGAUAUAUUAUUUUAUAAACGCUUUAAAUAUUUGACUAUGUUACGUUCAACUGCUAUAUCUCAUUUUUUACAAAAUAUUGCAAAACAUACAAGACUUCCAUGUUGAAAUACCUUACUAUUUAAAUAUCACAGUUUUAUAAUAAUUAAUAAGUAUCAUUACAAUAUGAAAUCUAGUCGAUUUCGCAUCAAUUUCAUGUUACAUUUCAAAUUUUACAUUUGCUUUCUUUACAGAGAUCAGAGAUUUUAAUUUUAUUUUUCAAAAAAAGAAGCCAUAAGAUGGCUUGUACAUUUCGCACACGUCUUUUUCUUUUAAUCGAUGAACUUCCUGCGCAAAUCGUCACUCGUACUACCAGCGAACGAAAUAGCUUUGUCAACUUGUUAUUUUGCUUCGAACCUCGAUCAAUCGUAAUUUUUCAAUAAAUCAAUGAAACGUUACGAAAAUGAAUAGUAAUUGGUGCGAGACCAUAAAUGAAUUGGUGUAGCAAAGAAAAAUAUUCGUCGUACCGUGGCCCGCAAAACAUAUUGGUGGAUGAAUUUGUAAAGUUGAUUAGUUAAUUAGCGAAUAAGUUUCAGCCAAGUAUUAACUGGCUGCUAUUAUUAAUCCCUCAGAUCAUUUCGUUGUACAGAAUAAUUUUUGCGUGAUUAGGAUUAGUGUACAGAGGAUGUAAUAUUAUAAAUGAAAAAAGAAGGUUACUUAUUUGUAUAUAAUUUACUUAAAAGGAACGGAAGGAACUUACGAAUUAGUUGGUUAUUAAUUUCUAGCUUUCUUAGACGGAUCCUUUAGAUUUAAGCGAUACUUUAGUCACAUUGAUUUGUAAAAUUGUUUAUAAUCCGUUCGUUAAUGUUGCACGGUAGUCGGUUUGAGGGGUUAACGUUUUUUUUUUUUUUUUUUUUCUUAAUUAUCUUUAGAUUGAAACAAAUUGUGAAAUACGGAAUUGAUAAACGGAUGGCUCGUGUUGUCGCCAUCGCAGAAUUUUGUAAAUAUUUAAGAACGAUGAUAGGAGUAGAUAACAGCGACACAGACUAACCUGAUAUUAAACGCUUGUAACAGAAUAACAUGUAACGAUGCGCGUUACUGCUUUUUUUUACUUCUUAAGGUUUGAAUUAUUUCUACGAUCGUGUUUUUCAAUGGCGCUUUGCAAGUGCAGUCCUCGAGGAAAUGUAUUUAAAACGCGAAUACCGUACCGCUGUGUAUCUACAUUCAGAACAUUUAUUUUUCAUGUUUCUUGCUCGUGUAAUCUAAAAAGUCAAAUUUUAUUUUCCUAUCGUUCACAGUGUUUGAAUGUAGAUACAAAUUUCGUGAGAAAUCUUAAGAUACUUCAAACGUAUCAUUUCUUCUAAUGUAUUUCAAGGAAUUGUCGUUGCUUACGCAAAACUCCUAUGAACGUCGCGGGUUAAAAAAUAUACUUGUCCGUAUUUUAAAGCGUGAGAUGAGAGAGCGAAGGACAAAGGAAAGGAAAGUGAAAUGUUACUUCUUUUGUGAAACAGAAAAUUUAGUUUUCUAACGAGACAAUAUUUAGGCGUAAGUUAUUCAAAGUGAGACCAAAAAUUAAAGGGAUACUAUGCUAAUUCAUAAGGAUUACGAUUAAAUUUAUUCGUACGGGAGGGUAUGUGUAGAUGUAUACAUUUUUUGAUACGCUGCGAAAUCAUCGGUACGAAUUUCGCAAAAAAUAAUUAAAAAAGAGAAAAGAAACGUAGACGAGUCAAAAUGUGCCAAGCACUCUUGGCAGCUGAUCAACAAGGAAUUUAUUGUGUUUCGUACCCAGGGUAUAUAGAUAGGUUUUAAAAAGCAACUAUGGACAAUCUAGAAAUUAUAAUUAGGAAUUUACUAAUGAAUUAAUAGAACGAAAUAUUUUUCGGGAAUGGAUAUUUAAUUCUUAUUCUUUUAAGAAAUAGGAAAGAUACGGAUAAUAUAUUAUAUAUUAUAUCUAUAUACAUAUGUAUAACAUACAUAUGUGAAUCUUGGACGUUAUACACGUGUAGGGUGAAGUGUGUAAAAUUGUUAUUUAUAGCUUUAAAUAUAUUUUGAUACGCGUUAGAAAUUUUAUAAGAGGCAUUUCUUGUACAUUUCGUACUAUUACAAAAAUUUGAAACAAAAAGCGAUGUAUUAAUUUGUUAAAAAAUGAAAUUAUUUCAGUGAAACAACAAUUUUCUUGAUCUUCUUUAGUGUCAACUACUGUACAUAAAAAAUAGCGAAAGAUUAGUGUAAUUUAAAAAUAUCAUUGCACAAAGUGCAGUGUCAUAAGAGUGACAUGUAUUAUUUUUUUUUUAAUUGAAAAUUAAUGUACAUAAAUGAUCAGAAAUCUACGUUUGACGGAAUGAAUAAAAGUUUCAUUUGACCACUA